CUCUGCUGGGUGACUUGACUGCUGAAAGGACAGCGGCUGUUGGGCUGCAGGGUGGCGCAGUUUGAUUCACAGCGAUUUCCUAAUUCAGCAACAUCGCUAAAGAAGGAAGUGAAGCCAUGGCGCUGGGGCUCAAAGAAAGAUUCGAAAAGUUUCUCCAUGAGAAGAAUCUAAUGACCGAUGUUCUAGCAAAAGUCGAGGCAAAAACUGGAGUAAGCAGAACAUACAUCGCUCUCGCUGUCAUCGGUGCCAUUGCAGUUUACUUGGUGAUCGGUUAUGGAGCCUCCCUGCUGUGUAACCUCAUCGGCUUCCUGUAUCCAGCAUACAUAUCGAUUAAGGCUAUUGAGAGUGCCACCAAAGAGGAUGAUACUAAAUGGCUGACCUACUGGGUGGUAUAUGGAGUCUUCAGUGUGGCAGAGUUUUUUGCAGAUAUCUUCCUGUCCUGGUUCCCAUUCUACUAUAUUGGAAAGUGUGCGUUCUUGGUGUGGUGCAUGGCUCCAACUCCUUCUAAUGGAUCAAUCCAGAUUUACACUCGCCUCAUUCGACCAUUUUUCCUCAAGAAUGAAGCCAGAAUUGACGAUGUGAUGAAGAACAUCAAGGACAAGGCAUCAGAUGCUGCUGACAAGUUCAAAGAUGAGGCCAAGAGAGCUACAGCAAACAUCAUGUUUGAGGAGAAGAAGAGCUCUUAAGGAUGAAGCCUGUCAACAUUGUCAGCUCUAGAUCUGAAACUGCUACAGAAAAAAUGUUGCCUUGAAAAUGUUCUUUUUUUUGUCCUGUCCAGUACUUUUACCCUCAUCCCAGCUGUACAAGAUGUUACACAGGCAUCACAUACAUCAAUUAAAACCAUUUCACAUUUCAAUCUACUUAUUUAACUUUGCCUUCUGGGGGGCUUUCAAAUAAUUGUAUGUUUAGCUUGAUGUGCUUUGUGAAACAAAUAAAAACAAAUUUAUGGAA
Acanthochromis polyacanthus (spiny chromis) is the source of this 951-nucleotide messenger RNA. It is a transcript of the gene reep5, whose product is annotated as receptor accessory protein 5. The transcript has 5 exons. The record is from RefSeq and is a predicted model, not a curated record. Bases 117 to 686 code for a protein of 189 amino acids. Lineage: Eukaryota; Metazoa; Chordata; Actinopteri; Pomacentridae.